GGCGGCGGCUGCGGAAAGUCCAUCGCCGUUCCUCCUCCUCCUGCGGCGGCGGCGGCGGCGGCGCGAGCGAGGACGGAGCGCGGCUUCGUCUUCAUGCCUCCAGCCUGGAUGCCCUAAUUUGACCCCCUUUCGCCUCGCCGGACAGCCAUGGGAGAUGGUUGGAUCUCUUCUUUCUACAGCAACCGGUCCAACUCCACGGCUCAGCUUGUCACCAGCAGCAGCGGGAACAGCUCCGCUGGGUCGCACCCCCCUGGCAGCCAGCCCCUACCUUCGGAGGAGCUAUCCCAGGAGUGGGUGGUGGGCAUGAGCCUGCUGAUGUCUCUGAUGGUGACCUUCAUCGUGGUGGGCAACGGGCUGGUGAUUGCCGCCAUCAGCCGGACGCAGAGACUGCAGACCCUCACUAAUGUCUUCAUCACCUCCCUGGCUUGCGCCGACUUGGUCAUGGGCUCCGUGGUGGUGCCCUUUGGGGCCACGCUGGUGGUGCGGGACUCAUGGCUGUGGGGCUCCUUCCUGUGUGAGUGCUGGACCUCAGUGGACGUCCUGUGUGUCACGGCCAGCAUCGAGACCCUGUGCGUCAUCGCUAUUGACCGCUACCUGGCCAUCACCUCACCCUUCCGCUAUCAGAGCCUCAUGACUAAAAAGCGAGCCAAAGGCAUCGUCUGCGUCGUCUGGGCCAUCUCAGCCUUGGUGUCCUUCCUGCCCAUCAUGAUGCACUGGUGGAGGGACAGGGGGCCCAAGGCCAAGGAGUGUUAUGAUGACCCUGGCUGCUGCGACUUUGUCACGAACAGAGCUUACGCCAUUGCUUCCUCCAUCAUCUCCUUCUACAUACCCCUGUUUGUGAUGAUUUUUGUCUACAUCAGGGUCUACAGAGAAGCGAAGGAGCAAAUGAAGAAGAUCGACAGGUGUGAGGGAAGGUUCUACAAUAGUCACCAGCAUCAGCUUCAGCCGGUUGCCCAGCACCUGCCCAUCUUGGGCAAUGGUCAAGUCAGUAGGAGGAAAACUUCCCGAAUCCUCGCUCUAAGGGAACAGAAGGCCCUCAAGACUUUGGGCAUCAUCAUGGGGGUCUUUACUCUUUGCUGGUUACCCUUUUUCUUGGUUAAUGUGGUCAAGGUCUUUAACAGAGGGCUUGUACCAGACCAGCUGUUUGUCUUCUUCAACUGGUUGGGCUAUGCCAACUCUGCCUUCAAUCCCAUCAUUUACUGCAGGAGCCCUGAUUUUCGGAAGGCUUUCAAGAGGAUGUUAUGUUGUCCUAGGAAAGCAGACCGGAGGCUGCAUGCCAGUACUGGGGAACUUUCUCGUUACCCUGAGGGCUUCAUCAGUACUCUAGAAAAUGCUCCUCCAUGUACCCUUGGAGUGACGUGGUCUGAUUACAAUGGUGGUGCACAGGAUGGUAGUGAUUCCAGCCUAGAGGAAAGGAACAGUAAAACUUCCUACUCAGAAUCUAAGAUUAUGCCUGCAUGUUACAAGGCGCCCCAUCUUGGAACACUUUAUUCGCUCACAUAUAAAAGAUAACAGGGAAAUUAUUGCACCUUCCAGACAUAGAUUGGUCAAUGCCUAUAUUACACAAAUUUUGCUGCCCAAUUACUUGGGGGCUUUUUAAAAAUUCAGAUGUGUAUUGUAUCGCUCAAUUGAAUAAAAGGCACAGUCUGGUAGAUAUGCUGCCAUUGCUCCAAUUGUGCAGAAGAACCAUUGUAUACCUGGUUUGGCAGAGAGGGGUGAAUAGCAGAAGGACGUAAUCUCACUCCCUGCACCCAUCCUUUGAUGGCCAAUUGGUGCAUAUCUGGUUAUCAUUUUGGAGCACUGUAUCCACCUGAGGAUGCGUACAUGGAAACCUGCUUCCUUGCAUAUAGGCUGCACUCUGGACUGUCACAAAUUCCUUUAUAUUUUGCUACAUUGUUUGCCAUGCUGAUAUAAAGUUCAUUGGCAAGGGCUGAAUCCAUUCCUCCCAUCACCUGUAGCCUAGCUGUGUGAAUCACUGUGCUGGCAAAUACAUAUUUGGGAAUGGGCUGAGCAAACCUCUGACCAUAUAAUACUUUUGACUGAUGUUUAGGAGUGGGUGAAAAAUCGUAGUGAAGCAGAAUAGAUGCUGUAUCAGCAUUAUGAGUUGAUCCAGGGCAGAAGAACAGUAAGAAUUUGCAGGCACUGAUAUUAUGGCAAGUGAGCAUAGUGGUUAAGAGUAUAAGUGAUAAAUGGGGAAAUAGCUGGUUAUAGUUUAGUCUUGGACUUAAUGGACGGCCCAGGACAAGCUAAUCUCCCUCAAGCUAAGCACCACCACCUGAAUUAUAGCAACAGCAACGCUUUCCUGCCUUACAGGGCUGUUGACAGGAUUUUGGGCAGAAUACUUAUGCAAUACUUCCAGCGCUUGUUUAGUUUGUUUUUUGAAUGUUAUUUUGAUUUCUAUCCAUCCCAGUCCUGAGGGUCGGAAAUGGAACUGUGCCUCUCAAAGGGAUCAUUGGCUAGUUGCUUACAUUGGUACUUGUCCAGUCCCCAACCCUACCCAUUUUUACUUCGAAGUAUGUCCCACAGAGCUUCCAGAUAGGUGCAGGUAAUAUUAACAGAACUUAGCUCUCUGCUUUUCUAAGUUAGCCUUCCCCAGACUCAUACCCUUCACAUGGUUUGGUCUUCAAAGCUCCAGUUGGUCCCUGCUAGCAUAGCCAAUGGUCAGGUAUUCUAAGAGUUGUAGCCCAAAAUAUUUAGAGGGCACCAUGUUGGAGAAGGCUAAUCUAAGAGACAACACCUGCUUAACUCAGAAUAGGAGCUGGGUUUUAACCAUUGCUGCUUAAUAAAAGCUAUGUAAUGUAUGACAUUCAGUGCUGAUAAUUUAGUGUUAUUAAAAUGAGUGUGGUGAUAAAUGUAUAGGUUCUAUCAGACAUAUGGUUUCCAUGUGUACGGGAAAUAAAUGGCUAUUGGCGA
Messenger RNA from Varanus komodoensis (Komodo dragon), 2913 nucleotides. RefSeq names its product adrenoceptor beta 1 (gene ADRB1). Lineage: Eukaryota; Metazoa; Chordata; Lepidosauria; Squamata; Varanidae. Gene Ontology annotation, cellular component: membrane. Gene Ontology annotation, molecular function: beta1-adrenergic receptor activity. Gene Ontology annotation, biological process: norepinephrine-epinephrine-mediated vasodilation involved in regulation of systemic arterial blood pressure; adenylate cyclase-activating adrenergic receptor signaling pathway; positive regulation of heart rate by epinephrine-norepinephrine. The transcript has 2 exons. The coding region runs from base 148 to 1512 and encodes 454 amino acids. The record is from RefSeq and is a predicted model, not a curated record.